Messenger RNA from Rubroshorea leprosula, 1397 nucleotides. The record is from the annotation of a GenBank genome assembly. NCBI's taxonomy places the organism in Eukaryota, Viridiplantae, Streptophyta, Magnoliopsida, Malvales, Dipterocarpaceae.
GUCGACACCAAAAUUAUGUGUCGAUACUAUACCGGUCUUAGAUUUUUGUUCUCUUUUGCAGUUUCUUCAUAUAAGCCCAUCAAUGUUAAUCUCAUCUUUCAAAUCAUUCUUGCUUAUCACACACUAACAGAUUGAAUAACACUUGGCUCCAUUGUAUGGUCCUUGUCAAAUGUCUGCCCUCUUUUUUGUGAAGGUUGUAAGAGUGCUCAAUCUUGGUUGCUGUAUCCAAUCGGAGAGUGUGAUCCAUUUCCUUUCACCUUUGAGUUUAAGCCACUAGAAUGAAUGAGCUUGUACCAAGUCAAAUAGUUUUGCUUUGUCCAAGUUGUCAAGAGUGAACAUUGGCGAGAAGCUAUGAGAAAGGAAAUAACUGCUUUUGAGCAAAAUGGAACUUGGACGCUUGAACAAUUACCUCCGGGCAAGCAAGCCAUAGACUCCAAAUGGGUCUAUAAAAUCAAGUACCAUCAAGAUGGAACAGUGGAACGGUACAAGGUGAGACUUGUGGAAAAAGGCUUUACUCAAAUAGAAGGAUUGGACUAUCAUGAAACAUUUGCCCUUGUUGCCAAAUUGGGAGAUUUACAUGAGGAAGCUUAUAUGAAAAUUCCACAAGGUUUUCUCACCAAAAAUGAACAUAGAGUCUACAGAUUACAUAAGUCCCUCUAUGGAUUUAAGCAAGCUUCUCGAAAUUGGUUUGAAAAGCUCAUCAAUUCACUACAAGCUGCUAGUUUGAAGCAAUCUUAUGCAAACUAUUCUCUAUUCACCUCAAUCAAAGGAAAGAGCUUUGUUGCUAUCUUGAUCUAUGUCGAUGACAUAAUUAUCAUCGGAGAUGAUAGUACAAGAAUCAAGGCAUUAAAACAGUACUUACGUGCAAAAUUCUCCAUCAAGGACCUUGGGCCAUUGAAAUAUUUUCUUGGAAUAGAAAUGGCACGCACAAGGGAAGGAAUUGUUUUAAGCCAAAAAAAGUAUGCUCUAGAUAUCCUAACAGAGAUAGGGAUGAUUGGAGCCAAGCCAAGUCCAUUUCCUAUGGAGCAACACCACAGUUUAGCAAUUGCUUCAGGUCCCCUUGCUUCAAAUCCUUCAUAAUACAGGUGAUUAAUGGGCAGGCUUCUUUACUUAACCAUUACAAGACCAGAUUUGAGUUACUCAAUUGGUAUAUUGAGUCAAUUUAUGCAAGAACCAAAGCAAGAACAUUAUGAUGCAGCCAUGAGAACGCUCAGAUAUGUGAAGUCUUUUCCAGCUUAGGGAAUACUCCUUUCAUCUUCAAGUCCAUUGCACUUUCUUGGCUACUAUGACGUAGAUUGGGUUGGAUGUCUAGCCACAAGACAUUCCACAACUGGAUUCUUUGUUUGCCUUGGGAAUUCACCUGUUUCAUGGAAAUCAAAGAAAUAGGUCACAGUGUC